This is a messenger RNA of Pecten maximus, 1174 nucleotides long. RefSeq lists its product as uncharacterized. The record is from RefSeq and is a predicted model, not a curated record. Lineage: Eukaryota; Metazoa; Mollusca; Bivalvia; Pectinida; Pectinidae. Bases 180 to 896 code for a protein of 238 amino acids. The transcript has a single exon.
AUACACUGUUAGGAACGUUUUGAGAAAGAGUCAUCUUUGCCCAUGAACACAGAUUAAAGUCAUCAAAAGACGGUUCUGGCACGUAUUUUGGACGAGUCCAUAUUCACAAGAGUCAACGGAAACAUAACAGUUUGAUAAAGAUAUUGAAGACGUCAGGGCGCACUUCAAGACAAUUCAAGAUGCUACCUGUUUCAGAGUUGCUGUUUCUGAUGGUAUUGGGCAUCUCUUUAGGCGAUGAAAACAAUGAGUGCAUUCAAGAACGAAUGUCAGUAAUCAAUCCUACUUACUUGGAACAAAAACUCGGUCGUCUCCAGUCCGAAAUUCAGGAACUAAAAUCUAAGCUUGAAAACCGCGUACUGUUUACAAGAUGGGGAAGGAAAGAUUGUCCUCAAGGUAUUUCAAACCUGGUGUACGCCGGUUACGCCGGCGGUUCGCAUUAUUCACACAAAGGAGGCGCUGCUGAAUAUGUAUGUCUUCCACCAGAUCCAACAUGGGGUCCAUUUAAAUAUCUAGAACACAGUUCUGUUGGUUAUAUGUACGGGGCUGAGUACGAGUAUCCGCAUGAGAUGUUUGGAGUAUCGAAUACUAAGGAGGACAUUCCGUGUGCUGUAUGUGAGGGUACGACCCAUUCGGUGGUCCUCAUGAUUCCUGGAAGGGUCAAUUGUUACCCUAACUGGGUGGAGGCAUACCAUGGGAACUUGGUAUCCGGUUACCAUGAUCACGAAGCUGCCAGUCAAUAUAUAUGUAUGGAUGGAGAACCGCAGACGGUUCCCGGAGGUGGAGCCGUAAACGAUGACGGUAAACUGUUGUAUGGAGUUAAAACAGUGUGCGGAUCUCUGCCAUGUCCGCCGUACGAAAAUGACAAAUUCUUAUCGUGCGUCGUAUGUUUGAAAUGAUAAGAUUUGUUUAACUGUGUCUUUCGACAAGGAACGUCCCCGGAACCACAAUUUAAAGACUAUUUUCUGAAGGUCACAAUGUAAAUAUAACAGACGACAUCAAGGGUAAAUAUUGGAUUUCUGUAACUAGCUUUUGUAUUGACGGAAAUUGCCAAGGAUGGAGAUAUGCAACGAGUUAGUAGUUAUCAUCGACAUUUUUAAUAUUAUUGUGCAUGUAUAAUUGUAACAUUGUGAUUUUAAGAAAAAAUUAAGAUACAUAAUAAUAUAUCUAAAUGAUA